UGUCCCGUCCUGUGUCCUGUCCUGUGUUGUAAUGUGUUAUGUCCUGUCCUGUGUCCUCUCCUCUCAGAGUGGUCUGACUCCUCUUCACCUGGCAGCUCAGGACGACAAGGUCAACGUAGCUGAGGUGCUGGUUAACCAGGGGGCCACUGUUGACCCAGAGACUAAGAUGGGAUACACUCCGCUGCAUGUGGCGUGUCACUAUGGAAACGUGAAGAUGGUCAACUUCCUGCUAAAGAACCAGGCCAAGAUCAACGCCAAAACCAAGAACGGAUACACCCCCCUCCAUCAGGCGGCCCAGCAAGGCCACACCCACAUCAUCAACCUACUGCUGCAGCACGGAGCCUCUCCCAACCAACUCACCUUGAAUGGUAACACAGCCCUGUCCAUAGCCAGGAGGCUGGGGUACAUCUCUGUAGUGGAUACUCUGAAGGUCGUCACUGAGGAAACACAGACCACUCUGACGGUGACCGAGAAACAUAAGAUGAACGUUCCAGAAACCAUGAAUGAGGUUCUGGACAUGUCAGAUGAUGAGGAGAUGGAAUUUCAGUGUGUCUAUGAGAGCUACUGUCGUGAGGAUGCGAUGACAGGCGACACGGAUAAGUACCUGGGACCCCAGGACCUGAAAGAGCUGGGAGACGACUCUCUGCCCCAGGAGGGUUACAUGGGCUUUAGCAUUGGAGCACGCAGCGCCAGCCCUAAGGUCUGCAGUCUGCGGUCCUUCAGUUCGGAUAGGUCCAACACCCUGAACAGGACCUCUUACACCAGAGACAGCAUGAUGAUCGAAGAGAUACUGGCUCCUACCAAGGAUAUGAACCUGGCGUUGGCCAGCAGAGACUGUGACUCUGACUCUCAGAGACACUACAGCUGGACUGCUGAAACCUUGGACAAUAUCAACAUGGUCUCCAGCCCCAUACACUCUGGCUUUUCCUCUCCUCUACCUCAGUAUGACUCCAGAUUCCUGGUCAGUUUCAUGGUGGAUGCACGCGGCGGCUCCAUGCGGGGGAGUCGUCAUAACGGAAUGCGCAUCAUCAUCCCGCCCAGGAAGUGCACGGCUCCGACACGCAUCACCUGCCGCCUGGCGAAGAGGCACAAGCUGGCCACGCCCCCACCGAUGGUGGAUGGAGAGGGAUUGGCCAGCAGGCUGGUGGAGGUGGGGCCUGCUGGAGCUCAGUUCCUGGGCCCUGUGAUCGUGGAGAUCCCCCAUUUUGGUUCUAUGAGGGGGAAGGAGAGGGAGCUGAUCAUGCUGAGGAGUGAGAAUGGAGAGACCUGGAAGGAACAUCAGUACGACUGCAAGACAGAUGACCUCAAUGAGCUGCUCAACGGCAUGGAUGAAGAGCUGGACAGCGCCAAGGACCUGGAGAAGAAGCGUAUAUGUCGCAUCAUCACCAAGGAUUUCCCACAGUACUUUGCGGUGGUGUCUCGUAUCAGACAGGAGAGCAGCCAGAUGGGCCCUGAGGGAGGAGUCCUCUCCAGCCUGACACUUCCAUUGGUCCAGGCCUCCUUCCCAGAGGGGGCGCUCACCAAGAAGAUACGCGUGGGACUGCAGGCCCAGCCGGCUCCUGAUGACAUGGUGAAGAAGAUCCUUGGUAACCGGGCAACAUUCAGCCCCAUAGUGACGGUGGAACCUCGACGCAGGAAGUUCCACAAACCCAUCACCAUGACGAUCCCGGUCCCGCCCUUGUCAGGGGAGGGGGUUAGCAAUGGCUACAAGGGAGAUUCCACCCCCUGCCUGAGGUUGCUAUGCAGCAUCACCGGCGGAACCUCUCCUGCCCAAUGGGAGGACAUCACUGGGACCACGCCCCUAACCUUCGUCAACGACUGUGUCUCCUUCACUACCAAUGUCUCUGCCAGGUUCUGGCUUGCUGACUGCCACCAGAUCCCAGAGACUGUAGGCCUUGCCACCCAGCUGUACAGAGAGCUCAUCUGUGUUCCUUACAUGGCCAAGUUCGUGGUGUUCGCCAAGAUGAACGACCCUAUGGAGUCUCGCUUGCGCUGCUUCUGUAUGACAGACGACAAGGUGGACAAAACCCUGGAACAGCAGGAGAACUUUGAGGAGGUGGCCAGGAGCAAAGACAUCGAGGUUCUGGAGGGGAGGCCCAUCUAUGUGGACUGCUAUGGUAACUUAGCUCCUCUGACCAAGGCUGGACAGCUACUGGUGCUCAACUUCUACGCAUUCAAAGAGAACCGGCUUCCUUUCUGUGUGAAGGUCAGAGACAACAGCCAGGAGCCGUGUGGCCGUCUGACAUUCCUGAAGGAGACCACUAAGAGCGCUAAGGGUCUCCCCCAGACGGCCGUGUGUAACCUGAACAUCACCCUACCUGCGCUGAAGAAGGAAAUGGAGUCAGACCCAGAUGAAGAGACUGAAAAGCCAGAACGACGUCAUACCUUUACAUCUCUAGCUUUACGUAAGCGUUACAGCUAUCUCGCCGAGCCCGCCACGAAAACAGUUGAGCGAAGCACAGCAAGAACACUGCCUGCUGGUUACACUCACAAACCUGUCUUUUCAACAAGAUCUUACCAGGCAUGGUCGACUGCGCCUCUUCCCCACACUGUCCAAGCAAGGAGUGGACUGGGCUCCCUCUCCGGCUCAUCGUCCAACACACCAUCUGCAUCGCCACUGAAGUCUGCCUGGUUGCUCUCCUCCGCCUCUCCAAUCAAAUCCACCCUCGGAGCCCCACCGCCACAUUCAGUCAAGUCCUCUGGCGACAUAGCUUCUUUACCUGUCAGAUCCUAUAGAACUAUGGCUUCCCCUAUUAAGACUGUUGUACAGCAGGCCCAGUACCCGGUCCAGGUCUCUGCCAGUCUGGUGUCCUCUUCCUCUAAACCUGGAGCAGAUCCUGUCUUCAUUAAAGGACUAUCCACCCCAUUUUCUUCCAGGACCACCCCAGCCUCUAACACAGGGUCUGUUCCAGAUAGAUCAACCAUGACUCAACCCGAAUCUCCCAAAUGCACAGCCAACAUGUACACCUUACCCUUCAAAUCAGUCAGGUCGUCUUCAUCCUCCUCCCCUGUCAGAACCAUCGCUGGUCUGUCCUCCUCAUCCUCCUCCCCUGUCAGAACCAUCGCUGGUCUGUCCUCCUCAUCCUCCUCCCCUGUCAGAACCAUUCCUGGCCUGUCCACUACUUCAGCUACAUCUAAGGGGAAGCCCCUCCCCUCGCUGUCAUCACCAGCCCACUCCUCAGAACCCUCUGCUAUGGUGAAUGGAUUAGUUUCUCCCAUGAAGUACGCCUCUUCUUCUCAGUCCUCCUCCCCCUGCUCCUGUUUGCUAUCUGAUAGGUCUAGCAGUCUGCAGGAGAGGAUACAGACCACCACUCACACCGCCACUUCCAGUGUCAGUGCAGCUAUAAAUGAGGCUGAAAGGACAUUUAACUCUUCAGGGUACGGAACACUCAAAUCAGUGUCCUCACGGAGAUCUAACACCUCAACUUCUGUCUACGGCUCUAUGAGGUCUCAAACCUCUUCCACCACCUCAGCAACAUCCAAUACAAUGACUGUACCUGUCUACUCUUCUCUCAAUGCUGCGACCGAGUCCCCAAUGAAAAAAGGGCCUGGGUCGCUGAAGAUGUCGCCUGCAGACUCUCGCAGGUCAAAGACUGCAGUGAAGUCCCCUCCUUACAUCACCCCCCCAGGGCCCACUCUAACCCCACCCUCCUCCCUAUCCUCCAAUCAGGACAUCCUGAAAGACGUGGCCGAUAUGAAGGAGGACCUGAUCAGAAUGACGGCCAUCUUGCAGACUGUCCCCAGAACAGCCAGGAAUGUUCAGUCUCAGACCCCUAAAGAGCCUAAGAUGGAGGAUGAGGAGCCCUUCACCAUAGUAGAGAAAGUGAAGGAGGAUCUAGUUAAAGUCAGUGAGAUACUGACCAAGGAUGUGGUGAGUGAUAGUCAAGCCUGUAGAGGGAAGCCUGUAGAGGAGGAGUGGGAGGAGUUCUCUAAAGAUGAGUUAGAGGAAGCCCAGCAAAGUGUUAAGGAAUUCUUUCACCCUCCGUUUGACGCUAACACCCUCUCCUUUAGGCCCCAGUCUAUGCCCAGUAAAGAGUUGAAUUUAGCCAAGGUUGUUGACUACCUGGCCAAUGACAUAGGUGCUAGUUCUCUUUCUAAGAUGGCCGAGAUGAAGAGCAGAUAUGAGGAGGCAAAAAGAGAAGGGGAGGACAAACAGAAACUAAAAAAACUCAAGAUGCCUCCCCCAGGCAUGCGUACCUCUGCCUCUGAGAAAGACUUAUGUAAACUAGCAGAGUCAUAUUAUGGACCUGACACCAUAUUGGAGUCACCAGAGGACUUAUCUCAUGAGCAGGAUAAGAGUCCUCUGUCAGACAGCGGCUUUGAAACCAGGAGUGAAAAGACUCCUUCAGCCCCCCAAAGUGCAGAGAGCACCGGGCCCAAACCCCCCUUCACUGACCCCAUCCCCCCCUGCAUCACCGAGACUAGGACCGAGGUGGUCCAUAUCAGGAGCUACGAGCACCCAGACGAACCCUGUGAGGUGCAGAUGGAGGAGGCAGCCUCAGCAUUGCCGGCCUGCAUUGAACCAGAGGCCUCCGCCGCCUCCAUCAAAGACAAAGUCAAAUCAUUCCAGAUCAAAGUGUGUGACGACUCUGACUCUGUCGUUAGCAAGAGCAUGAGGCUCAAAGAGGAGACCCACAUCACCACCACGACGCGCAUGGUUUACCACAAGCCGCAGCUGAAAGACGGCUCGGAGAGGAUCGAGGAGACCAUGUCAGUCAGAGACAUCAUGAAAGCAUUCCAGUCCGGAAGGGACCCCUCCAAAGAACUUGCUGGACUGUUUGAGCACAAGGCUGGCCAGGACUCUGUCAAAGGGGAUGAACUCACCCCCAGGUUCAUUGAUAAUGACACUAAAGCCAAAAGAAUAAUGGAGGUUCACAUAGAAAAAGAAGGAAACACAUUCCAACCAACUGAGGUGAUUAUCAGGGAGACCAAGAAGAUUCCAGACUCUUAUUUCUAUAAAGGAGACCACAGAAUCCAAGAAAUGCCUGAUUACGACGAGGCGCCGCAGGAAGGGGCGGAGCUUACUGCCAAUGACAGCCGGCCCAGCUCCGUUCAGCUCAUGGCCGAUGACUCCUACAAAGCUCUCAAACUGCUCAGCCAGCACUCUGUAGAGUAUCACGAUGACGAGCUCUCUGAACUCAGGGGAGAGUCUUACAGGUUCGCUGAGAAGAUGCUACGUUCUGAGAAACUAGACAUAUCCCACUCUGAUACAGAAGAUUCUAUGGCGGACCAAACACACCAAAUUACCUCAGAGUCGCAUGGGGAAGAGAGUGAUUACGGUGAGAAAGAGGCCGUGCCCAGGAAAGAGUUCACUUUCAAGUCAUCAAAGGAUACAUCCUCUAAGUCAGGUAAAUGUUCUCAUAAGGAUGACAAGUUUGACAAAGUGACAGUGUUGCAUUACACCACAGAGCCAGGCAGCCCAAAACAUGCAGUGUGGAUGCGUUUCACUGAGGACAAGCUGGACAGGAACAGAGAGAAGCUCAUCUACGAGGACCGCGUGGAUCAAACUGUCAAGGAAGCUGAGGAGAAACUAAGCGAGGUCUCUCAGUUUUUCCGUGACAAAACUGAGAAACUGAACGACGAACUGCAAUCCCCGGAGAAAAAGCCUCCAAAGAGAGACCCCAGGGAGACCAGGUCUGGGCCCAGCUCCACCUGUAAUAGCCCAGAGAAAACCCAGCAGAAAGCCAGGGCAGAGGGAGAGGAGUGGGGCAAGGGAAGGGGGAACAAACUGUUCAGUAGUACGACUGAGAGGAGGACCUCUAGUCUACCCAACAGUCCAGAGAGAGCUGUUCUCUCCCGCUUCAGUGAGGAUACAUCCAAACAGCAGACAAAGGCAGAGGAACGGUCUGAGCCAAACCAGGUUAAAGCCUCCUUCUCUAGGGUGAGCUCUGUUAGGAUGAAGUUCGAAUCAGAGGCUCAGAACCAAGAUAAGAGUAGUCCUGAGCUAGUACAGUCCACACCCCCAGUCAGCAGGCUACAGGAGAACAAGCUGCCAAUGAAUCAACUGUUCACUGGAGGAAAGACAACUAAAGGGUCUGAGGCCACAGAGGAAGGAAGUCCUUUUAAAAAGACCCCAGAGAAACUGAAAGGACCUGCCUCCAAUAGCAGUAAGUCAGUUGUCUCACCAGCUGCCCCAAAACAGUCAGGAGACAAACUGCCUAAUAAGAACCUACCAUACACCACAGCCCAAAAACACCUAACAGGUCAGACUGAUAAAGAAUCAGAGAAAACAAGCCCAUUGAGCCAGGAGAGUCAGGUCAUUGGUAUCAGUAAGGGUGUAAAGGGGCCACCAUCACAUAGUCCUACACAUGACACACCCAAGGAGAACAGUGGGGAAGUUGAAAAAGAACACGUUUCUAUGAGGGAUUCUCCUUCCAAACAUGUUGCAUCAAGUCCCACAACCAAUAGGGUUGCUCAUUCUGAACCUGUGUCUAAAGACCAUGGGGUUGCACAAAACAAGAAUCUUAGAAAAAAGACAGAGUCCCAGAUCCCAGUCAGGUCUGUGUCUUGUCACUCAGACAGCGAUCAGUCAGAGAAACCAAAACAAGACACAAUAACUAAGCCAUUUGAAAAGAUAUCCCAAAUCCCCAUACUAAAUAAGAACAGAAUGCAGGUCAGCCCAGUAACAAGCCCUACAAAGGCAGAAGAACGAACAGACACAUCUCUUGAAAUAUUAGAUAAUGCACCAAAAGAUUCUAACUUGAACAAUGUGCGUGACACUUGCACAAGAGAAAUACAAGAGAGAUUAGCACCAGAGACAACCACCACCAGAGAAAACUUCAAAGGCAUCAAAACAUUACCUGUCUAUGUGAGUGUCCAGGUGGGUAGGCAGGGAGAGAGAGAGGGCAGAGGAGGAGUACUGUACAAACAGAAACAGCCCUCGUCGCCUCAGGCCAGUCCUGAUGAUGACACGCUGGAGCAGGUAUCUUUCAUAGACAGCUCAGGGAAAAGUCCCCUCACCCCAGAGACCCCUAGCUCAGAGGAGAUCAGCUAUGACCUCACCUCCAGAACACCAGACUCCAUCCUGGGCUUCACUCCCUUCCAGCCUAGCCCUAUCCCAGAGGUCUCUGAGGACUCCUCAGAGGAGGAGCAGGGCCAGGUAUUUUCCUUCAAGGACUUCAGACCAGAGACACCUAAUGUCACAGCAGCUGACCUUAAGAAUGGAAACCACCAGGCUGGACAGACACCUAAAGACAAAGGAGUAGCAUACAUCCAGUUCCCCCCUCCGCCUCCCCUGGACUCUGAGCAGUCCAGCCCUGAGAAGAAGAAGAAGGGAUCAUCUGGUUCCUCUGAGGCAGAAAUGGAGAUGAUGGAGGUCAACCUCCAGGAAGAGCAUGAUAAACACCUCCUCACGGAGCCCAUCAUCAGAGUCCAGCCCCCCCCAGUCCCCCCCGGGACUGACGACAGUGACUCUAGUGACGAUGAGUCUGUCUUCCAGCCCAUCUCCUUUAAGAAAUACACCUUUAAGAUCUCAGAGGGGCAGGAGCAGGAGCUCAAGAAUGGGUCCAAAUCCACAAAACAGGAUAGAAACGGCAAAGAGCCAGGAACUAAUAGAACUAAUGGAACAUAUGAAGCUGGUAAAACAGAGGAGUACGACUCUGAACAGAAUGGAAAUGACCAGUCCAUAACAGACUGUUCUAUCGCCACGACGGCAGAGUUCUCUCAUGACACUGACGCUACUGAAAUCGACUCCCUGGAUGGGUAUGACAUGCAGGAUGAGGAUGAUGGUCUGUGUGAGAUGGACACUAAACCCUUCAGCCUGCCGGACAGCAGGAAGGACGUGUGGACCUCAGACAGCAUGCUUCGGUCCUGCGACCGCUCCUUCAGUCAGACCAAACUAGAGGCCAUUGAAGAGGAAAAAACACCGGAGGAGGAAUGCAGAAAGGCUCAAGCUAAAAGUGAUCCAGUUGACAUAAAAACAGAUGAGGCCAGCUCUCAGGGCCAGAAGGACAACGAUGGGUUUUCUGAUACGUACUUUAGUUACAAGCUAGAGGAGGCGUUUGACUCUCCGUUUAAAACUGUUGCUACUAAAGGUCUGGACUUUGACCCCUGGUCCAGUAUAGGAGGAGACAAUGAAGUGGUUGACGCCAGGAUAAAAGACGACGAGCCGAAGCCGUUUGGACUGGCAGCAGACGACAGAUCACAGGCCACGACCCCAGACACGACCCCUGCCAGAACCCCGACUGAUGAUAGCACCACGCCAACUAGCGAGCCAAACCCUUUCCCCUUCCAUGAAGGGAAGAUGUUUGAGAUGACUCGCAGUGGUGCGAUUGACAUGAGCAAGCGGGAUAUUGUUGAAGAAAGACUGCAGUUUUUUCAGAUUGGCCCUCAGAGCCCCUGUGAGAGGACUGACCUGCGGAUGGCCAUAGUGGCAGAUCACCUGGGUCUGAGCUGGACUGAGCUUGCCAGGGAAAUGGAUUUCUCCGUAGAUGAGAUCAAUCACAUCCGUGUGGAUAACCCCAACUCUCUGACCACUCAGAGUUUCAUGCUUUUAAAGAAAUGGGUUAGCAGAGAUGGUAAAAAUGCCACAACGGAUUCCCUUACAGAGGUCCUGACUAAGAUCAAUCGGAUGGAUAUUGUGACAUUGCUGGAAGGGCCAAUAUUUGACUAUGGUAACAUUUCAGGCACAAGAUGUUUUGCUGAUGAUAACGCAGUUUUCCUGGAUCAGUGUGAUGGUUCCAGCAGCAUCCAGCUGGAGCUUCAGACCCCCACAGGUUUGAUCUGUCAGCCCCCACCCCGCUAAGCAGCGACCACUUCUUUGACGAGGACGCUGGCCUAGACUCCCCCUCUAGAACGCCCACUAGACCAUGUGACUUGUCACUCACCCAGACCACCAGCACCCCAGGCCCCGCCUCCCAUGCUCAAUCACCCACAAUGGUGGUAGAGGAAGACA
Oncorhynchus gorbuscha (pink salmon) is the source of this 8893-nucleotide messenger RNA. Its product is annotated as ankyrin-3-like. Lineage: Eukaryota; Metazoa; Chordata; Actinopteri; Salmoniformes; Salmonidae. Gene Ontology annotation, biological process: signal transduction. The record is from RefSeq and is a predicted model, not a curated record. Gene Ontology annotation, molecular function: protein binding.